Boleophthalmus pectinirostris (great blue-spotted mudskipper) is the source of this 3847-nucleotide messenger RNA. It is a transcript of the gene kcng2, whose product is annotated as potassium voltage-gated channel, subfamily G, member 2. Lineage: Eukaryota; Metazoa; Chordata; Actinopteri; Gobiiformes; Gobiidae. The transcript is spliced from 3 exons. Gene Ontology annotation, molecular function: protein binding; voltage-gated potassium channel activity. Bases 207 to 1775 code for a protein of 522 amino acids. Gene Ontology annotation, biological process: protein homooligomerization; potassium ion transmembrane transport. Gene Ontology annotation, cellular component: voltage-gated potassium channel complex; membrane. The record is from RefSeq and is a predicted model, not a curated record.
GCGCACUGAUGUCCCACACCAUCUGCGCGGAAAACUUGGAGGGAUGCUGGAUACAGAGCGGCGUGAAGGCGAGAGGAAGCACAAACACAUGGACAGCAGCUCUACACUCCGGACACCUGCAGUGCUGCUGAAUGGGUGACCACAUCACAGCCCUGUGUUUCCUGUGAAGCUUCUGUACAGCCCAGGACAGGCCUCAUCUCCUCAGGAUGUAUCAGGAGGUGGCCUUUCUAGCAGGGAGCACUGAGCACCAAUUCACCUCUUUUCACUUCAACCGAGUGGAGAACCCUCAAGAGGUCAGCUCCAAGAAGGGCCUGUUCUACAAGCGAGCACAGCUGCUGCUGCAGCCUCAGCCCCGGCUGGCUGUGGGAGAUGAGAGGGCGGCCAUCAUUAACGUGGGGGGCAUAAAGUACCGUAUCCCCUGGACCACACUGGAGGAGUUCCCGCUGACACGCCUGGGCAAACUGCGCAGCUGCAGCAGUGAGCAGGAGAUCAUGGACCUGUGUGAUGACUAUGAUGGCAGCAGACACGAGUACUUCUUUGACAGGAGCCCUUCGGCUUUCAGGACCAUCGUCACCUUCCUGUCUGCGGGGAAGCUCCGCCUCCUCAGGGAGAUGUGUGCUCUGUCCUUCCAGGAGGAACUGCUGUACUGGGGCGUGGAGGAGGACAACCUGGACUGGUGCUGUUUGCGCAAACUGCACCUGAGACAGGAAGAGUACAAGGAGCAGCAGAGACUGGAGGAGGAGGAGGCGGAGCUCACAGCACCCCCGUCCUGUGAGGAUGCACACGUGCCUGGGACAGGCUCAGAGGACAGUAACUCUGCUACCUGCAUGAGGAGGCUGAGGGACAUGGUGGAGAACCCACACUCAGGAAUCCCAGGGAAGAUUUUUGCGUGUCUGUCUGUCAUAUUUGUAGCCAUCACUGCAGUGACGCUGUGUGUCAGCACCAUGCCCGACCUCAGAGCGGAGGAGGAGCGGGGUGAGUGCUCCCAGAAGUGCCAUAACAUCUUCGUGCUGGAAACCGUGUGCGUGGGUUGGUUCUCCUUGGAGUUCGUGCUUCGCUUCAUCCAAACCCAGAGCAAAUGCAUGUUCCUGAGGACGCCGCUGAACGUGAUCGACGUGGUAGCCAUCUUACCAUACUACAUCACGCUAAUCGUAGACACUCUUUCCGUCGGCGGGAAAAAAAGCGGAUCCGGAAACAACUACUUGGAGAAAGUGGGACUGGUUCUCAGAGUUCUCCGAGCGUUGAGGAUCUUCUACGUCAUGAGGUUGGCGCGGCACUCCUUGGGUCUCCAGACGCUAGGUUUGACGGUCCGACGCUGUACGAGAGAAUUUGGUUUGCUCCUCUUGUUUCUUUGCGUUGCUAUGGCCCUGUUCGCUCCGCUGGUUUUCUUAGCCGAGAGUGAAUUUGGCGCCAAGCAAGAGUUCACGAGCAUCCCUGGAAGUUACUGGUGGGCUGUAAUCUCCAUGACAACGGUGGGAUAUGGAGAUAUGGUACCGAGGAGUAUUCCAGGACAGGUGGUGGCACUUAGCAGCAUUUUGAGUGGUAUCCUGCUAAUGGCGUUCCCAGUUACGUCCAUCUUUCACACGUUUUCGAGGUCCUACGUGGAGCUGAGGGAGGAGCAGAAUCGUGCGUUGAGACAAAAGCCGGACUCGCAGGAUUCGACCAAGUCUCAGAACAGUGAAGACUCACAAGAGACUGACAGUUAUCAUGGGAUCAUAGAGCCCCAAGUAGUACACAGGAGGAAGUCUAUGGCAGUUCAGAGGCAGCAGAACUGAAAGCUGGAACUUAGCAGAGGACUUACAACAUGAUGAUAGCAACAGAAGUAGUACAGUUCAGUUCAGUAACACUGUUCAGUAACACACUCCUGGACAGCAACAUUUCUGAGUACUCAAAGUCACCAAAAACGUGUUUGACUAACUUGUCUUGAAUGAAAAAUGAAAAAUCUGUUUUAGGUAAACUUUGUCAUACAUACCAAAUAUAUACUAUUUUACUUUAUAAUUUUGACAUGACUUUUUACAGUUAUGUCCAAGGUAAUUUAUACAUGGCUUGUUUUAUCCAUAUUAAUAAUUAAAAAAAAAACAGUUGUGCUGAAAAUGCAACCUCCAACUGAUAGAUCAUGAGAUAAACAGUUGACCAUGAAAUUACCAUGCCCUGAUCCCUGAUCCUGAGCCAGAUUCUUCUUCUUUUCUUCUGCUUCUUUUCUUCUUCAUCUUUCAUUAUAUCAUUAUACCUGUAGAAUCUGAAAACCACCCAAAUAACGUGUACAGCCCUGAACUGAACUGUGCUGCUUGGUUAACUGGAGCUUGUCUCGACUCCAGCAAAAGGACGUGAAAAUGCACAACAGGAUGAUUCUAAAGGGAAAUAAUCUCUGGAUCUAUGCUUGGAUUGUGUAAAGCACUUCAAAGUAGAUCUGCUCAAAGACUUUUGUGAGAUUUUUGUCGCAAAGAUGACUUUAAAAGACAUUACCAAACCCGCCAAGGUGACUGCUUCAGACACAAACAAUAACUGUGAUUCAGACUUGAGCCAGGUCAAUAGAGAAUGGACACUGCUAAUGAGGAUCCACAAAAGAAAACAAACAAUAUAUUCAAGCCCAAAUAUUUGCCGACCUUUAGAUGAAUGGUUCAUAUUACCUGUAUGCCAGGCUAAUGACUUUGAUAAAAGAUUUCAUAUUAAGCCCUACACAAAUAAUGAGCUAAUUUAACUAGCUCAAAUGGAAAGAGUAGAUUUAUUGCACACCACCACAAAUUGCAAUAUGAUAUUAUUCAGAUUACAUGGAGAAAAUCUAAUCAAAGGGUGGCAAGUUUUGGAGAUAUUUGAUUUCCCUACUGGGUUCCACAGUGAGAACUGUGUGCCACUAGUCCAAAAAUCAUCUUAAGGUGUUCAAGAUCCUGUCAGACACCAAUUCAAUGAAGCAAGUUGUAGAACUGAUUCAACUGAAUACAUUUACCAAGCAACCAUCAGCUAUAAUAAAUAAGAUUGAAGAUUGAAGUGAAGAUGACAUAUUUUGCAAGUACAACUCUGAUCCUAAAUGAAUCUCACAUUAGACAUAUACAAAAAGAAUUUAUUAAUCCUGCCUGAAUACUGACAAUAAUACACCUUCCUAAAGCCACACUGUGUAACAAUAUUAGACUCCAAAAAAAAAAAAAAAAAAAAAUUACAAUAAUAAUUCCAUGUUUUUAUUGCAUUAAAAACAAAAAAACAUGCUUCCUGUGAGGGGGCUUGGGCUCCACAAUCCUGGCACUUAUUUGGCCUGGAGGAGGAUUUUGUUCUGCUUGUCUCUAUGGAAAUGUUCCCUGUAACCUUCGAAGGCCAGGUCCUUCGAAGGUUACAGGGAACCCUCAAAUUGGGACACGGUUAAUAUCUCUGUGGAGAAUAUUCUGAAGUGUGGUUUUAAGUUUCCAUGGAAUCAUGCAGAUGACAUCUCACCUCCAGAAAGUUACAGGGUGUUGUUUUAAUUCAUUGCCUACUAUCUAGCUUGGAAAGGGCUUAGUUUUACACAUCAGAAAACAAUGGGCCUACUUUUUAAAACAGUCCCAACAAGCUUAAGACAGUGGAAACUCCUAACUUGAAUAUGGAUAAAGUUUACUGUUUGUAAAUUCUGUUUUGUAAAGCAAAAACUCUCCAUGUGAAUCAGUGCUGAGUAACAGUCCCCAUUGAUGGAGGCAUGCUCUUGAGGACAAGUCUGAAUCACAGUGCAGAGUGAAUGAGACAUUUAACAGCAUGAGAAUAAAAAUCACUAUAUCCACAACAUGUAGUUUUUACAGAAGCUCUGUGUUACAUCUAUUGUUUCAUGAGGAGUGAAUGGAGCCAUGGAGAAUAGUUUGAAUAAAACUCCUACUCGAAAGGA